Molecule: messenger RNA, 2480 nt
Organism: Mytilus trossulus (common blue mussel)
Lineage: Eukaryota; Metazoa; Mollusca; Bivalvia; Mytilida; Mytilidae
Exons: 3
Coding region: 72-2384 (770 amino acids)
Source: RefSeq, a predicted model, not a curated record
GAAGUGUAUAAUCAUCAAUGUUGUGUGGUGAGCAGACGCUAAGCUGUUAGUAUCUGUCCAUUGAAGACAUUAUGGACAGAACCUCCAGACACCAAGAUCGUUCUGAUGAUGACAAUCAUAUUGCUAUGACGAAAACCACGUACUGGGAAAUAUAUGGUGUAAAACGUUUUACGUAUCGUGGACAGCGUAAAUAUACACCAUCACUUUACCAAUCUUUCGAUGGAGGAGUGAUUAUCCGGAAUGACGUUUUUGGACUAACAAUCAGACAGUUUGAACGAGAGUUUAAAGCUUGUUUAGAAAGACGGAAAACAAGAGAACAGUGGAUAUUAAACCUUAGGUUUCCCGACAAAUCGUCCAAGGAAUAUCUGGAAUACUUGGAGAACUGCACAGAUAAAAAUAAAGGUCACUUGCAUUGGUUCGAAAAUCACCAGAGAGAACAAAACUUGUAUGAACACCUAGUAAAAACAGUAGGUACUGAAAUAGAAAUACGAACAAGACAACGACUUUUUAUCAUACAAGAUAUGAUAGUCAAUGCCUGUAUGACUGAUGCACAACAAAUAUCAAGUGGAAGUUUGUCAGAAGGGCUUGAUUUACCAGGUAGUGACAUGGAUAUUAUGCACGUGUACCAUAAAGCAGACGUUAUACCGAAUGACAAGAGCAUCAGACAACCUAUACAAAAUGACACAUAUGUUAUGGAGACAGAUACUGAUUUUCCUGGAUUUACUAGACUCCGAAUGGUAGCAAGACUUAAUGAGAAUUCAAUAAAUUUAAUAUGUUUAGAUUGUCCACCACGUACAUAUACGUGUAAAUGCUAUAUAGAAAUAGAUAGAUUUCAUAACUUAUAUACGGAACGGUUCCCUAAUUUGAAGGGAGUUAUACACGGUCCAUGCAUAACAGAUCAAAAACAGACAAUUGAUGUAGUAUUAUGUCUACAUAGUACAUAUCUACCGGACAACGCAAUUGCAUGGGCAUCCCGUCAUCGAUUGCAAUGGCCCCCUAAUUUUGUGAUAGAGAGGAUCCUAAAUUACGGAUGUUUAUUAGUACCUAUAGGACCAAAAACUGUACAAAUGAGAAAUAAUCUAUGGAGAUUGUCUUUCUCUGUGGCAGAAAAAAUACUUGUACAUUCGUUUGAUUUUACUCAACUCUUAUGUUACGGUCUACUCAAAUUAUCAUUAAAGCGAAUAGUUAACACAAACAAUGAUGCUAAAGAUCUAUUAUGUUCUUAUUUUCUUAAGACAGCUUUAUUCUGGGUUUCGGAGGAAGUAGAUAUUGACAUAUUUCAAUUAUCUAAAUUGUAUUUUUGCUUUUCUCUUUGUCUUGAUAAAUUAAUCUCAUGGGUAAAAGCAUGUUGCUGUCCGAACUAUUUCAUACCUGAACACAAUAUGUUUCUAGGAAAGAUCAAUCAGAUUAACAAUAAUAUACUACUACAUGUACUUGAGAGUGUAAAAUAUGGAGGAAUUGAUGGAUUGCUACAUAAUUUAUUUCGGCCAGACAAUCUCUGUUCGUUAGGUACACUUAGUGAAUCAUCGUUCGUUCUGCUAGACUUUCUACUUUUUAGAAAUAAGACUUACAUGACAGAUACGAUAACAAGUGCCAUUUCAAAUUGCUAUAAAGCUGGUUUAUGUUGUAAAUCUUUACUAAAGUCUGAAUCAUCUACGUUUAUAAAUGAUGUUUGUAAAUUUUUUAAUAAUACUAUCAGUCAUGAAAUAGCACAACGACUACCGCCACCAAAUACAAUGGAUAAUAACAAACGCAAAUGUUAUCAUACAAAUUUCAAACACAUUAUCAAGAUAGAUGCAGUGUCGGGUUGGUUAUUAUAUGCGUCGCUUUAUUAUGUUACAAGACAGUACAAUGCAACACUCGAAAUAACGGAUUAUGUUCUAUCAAAAUGGUCACCACAUAUGCUGUUUAUAGACUCUGACGUCAACAAUGACAUGUUUAAACAGAAAAUUAUUUACAGACAAAAUGUACAUGCUUCAAUGACAUUAAAUGAAAGGCUGACAAUAGCAACUGCACAACAUGUCCAUUAUUGUCAGCACUCAUCAUUAAUACCAGAAGAACUACAGCUGGAAACAGAAUUCGGAGAUAUGAAUAUACUACCAAAUAUAAUGUCUCGCUGUCUUAGAUUUUUAUGUUAUCAUCAUCUUGGCUAUAUAUCUAAUCGACAACGUGCAUUACGUGAUUUAUAUUCAACAGUGAAAGAUAAAUCAUGUAGGUCAUUAAAUACAGAAUCCAAUGCAUUAACAAUUCUUGGAGUAUGUUGCGAAAUAUCAGGGGAUAAAGACAUGGCCUAUCAGUGUUAUGAUGAAGCUUUGCAAAGUGACCACCAUGUAUGUCCGUCAGCAGACACAAGAAGAUCAAAACUUUUUGACCUAAACUUAUAGCAUCAACAGCAAAUGGAAACUAUGUUAUAUUAUAUUAGCAGAUCAAGAUACUCUAUAUCUGUGUUAUCUUAACUUGCAUAAUAAAAUUUAACAGAG